Messenger RNA from Rotaria socialis, 1050 nucleotides. The record is from the annotation of a GenBank genome assembly. Lineage: Eukaryota; Metazoa; Rotifera; Eurotatoria; Philodinida; Philodinidae.
AUGUCGACUAUACGCACCUCACCAUUAUUAUCAAAUCGUUUAAAUCCAUUUCUAAGUGAAGCAAAUUUUAAAAAAUCAUGUGAAAUAGUUCAUACUAAAUCUAAGCGCUAUGAUAAAAAUAUGGUUGAUAAUAUUCUUGUUCAUGAUGAUCCAGACAAAGCAUUCAUUGAAAUUAAUAAACGUACAUUCAUAUGGUAUUUAGCUAUCGGAAGUAUGACCAAUCCUAUUUCGUUAUAUUUACGUGAUCUAACGCCACUGAUGUCUUAUCCAGUUAAAUGUCCUGAUUAUCGAUUAGCUUUUCGAGAUUGCUGUGGCAUGGCUGAUAUUGAAUACUGUCCAGGAAAAGAAUUUCAUGGAGUUGUACAUUUAUUACCUAUGAAACAAAUGCUUUAUCUAGAUCAAAUUGAACAUAUUUAUAAACGUAUUAUAGUUAAUGCAAUUGAUUAUCAGCAAUGUUCGCAUCUUGUUUAUGUUUAUAAAAUGAAUUUAGUUGAACAACAAGAACGACUUAUGAAUUUACCAUCGGAACGUUAUGUAGAUCUUAUUGUUAAAGGUUGUGAAUAUUUUGGCGUUCACACUUCAUAUAUUAAUCGAUUAAAACAUGAACAACCAGUUAUAGCUCGAAAAUUGCCAACUACAUAUGAAAAAAUAACUAAUGUGCCGGAUAACGUUUUUUUUACAAAUGAAGAUCUUUUGAAACACAAUGGCAAAGAUCCAAAUUUUUCUUUAUGGAUUAGUGUGAAUGGAAAAAUAUUAGAAUAUAAAGGUUUACCAUCAGAUGAUCAUCCAGAUUAUGCAAAUAAAAAGCAAUUUUAUGAAUUUGUUUUAUCAUGUUUGGGUGGACGAGAAGUUACUCAUGCUAUAGCAAGAUCAUGGUAUGAACCAAUGUAUAAACUACCAUUGAAUGAUGAUGAUUUAACAGAUGAACAUCGUGCUUUUGCUGAAGAUAUGUGUGUUUCUUGUUGCCUUAAAAGUAGUGGAAAUAGUCAUGAAUCCUGUUGGAGACCAAUAGGAAGGCUUCGAAAAACAUCGAAAAAGAGUCAAUCUUAA